Racocetra persica is the source of this 429-nucleotide messenger RNA. The record is from the annotation of a GenBank genome assembly. Lineage: Eukaryota; Fungi; Glomeromycota; Glomeromycetes; Diversisporales; Gigasporaceae.
AUGUUAAUUAUUUCUGAAACAGCAAAAAAGUCCAUGAAAGCAAUUUGGAUGAAAUGGACUGAAACAAUUUUAAUUGAAGAUUUAAAUUUUUCUUUGGAGGCUGAUAAAAUGCAAGGUUUAGCCUUGAAAAUGGGAACCAAAGUCUUGGACGGAGCAGUAAAAGCAUUAAGUUUAGGCACUGUGGAUCCAAAAACUAGUGGCUUGGCUGAUGAUUUAAAAGAUACUACUAAUAAAUAUCUCCAUAAUAAAAAAGGAGAUAAAAGCAAAGACGAACGACAAUCAGAAAGAAAAAAAACUUUGGCUGCUGCUACUAGUAGUAUUAUGCAAACUGUUUUAGGUUCGGUUCCUUCUUUAUUGGAUGCUUCUCAUACUCAUGGAGAUUAUUCAUUAGGAGAGAUUGCUUUACGAUUUGACAGCAUUAAUUUUUGA